UGUGCUGUGUGAAGGAAUGUGUACAUCCUUUUGUUGAUGCGUCUCUAAGGUUACUGGGAGCAGAGCAGCACAAUGGCCGCCUGUUAGAGUUUAUAAAGCGAAAUCUGACAGUAAACGGGAGCUCACGCAUUUAAACAGAAGUCGAGGCGUUUAUUCUCAAAGUGUGUAAUGCCGUGAGAACAUGGAGACUAACGUGAAAUCAAGCCCUCACUCGGUGAAGCAGUGGCAGCUCAGCGGCACCGACUACGACCCGCAGCAAGUCCGGAGCCUGCGGUCCGGAACCCGCUUCAGCACCUGGACUCCUCUGAACAACAAGACGAGCAACCUGCAGUUAUUUGAGGAGAGGAUGAACCUUGUUCUCCACUGGUUUGACCUGUGGACUGACAGACAGAGGAAACACCUGUUGCACUCUCUGCUCACAAACUGCAACAAAUCACAGCUUAAGUAUUGCAGGGAUUUGCUAAUCGAGACGCUUCCUGUGACUCAAGUGGACUUCACGGCAGUGCUGCCACGGUUUCUGUCCCUGUAUGUGAUGUCAUUUUUGUCCCCUCGUGACCUCUGCUCUGCUGCCCAAGUCAGCUGGCACUGGAGGGUCCUUGCUGACCAGGACUGUCUCUGGGCCGACCGGUGCAUCACAAGAGGCUGGUUCCUUCCCUACACUCCAGGAGAGAAAGAAUUUGGAGCGUGGAAGAACCACUAUGUCUCCUGUGUCUCCACGCUGGACUGGCUCACUCCACGGGAGGCGGCCGAGCAGUACGGGACCCUCAACCAACAAAGCACAGGGAUGACGGAGGAGGAGGAAGAGAGGUGGAAGGAGAAGAGGAUCAGGCAGAUGAUCAGAGACAAACUACAGGAGGAGAAAAGACAAUCUAUGAGAACCAGGAGACCCUGGGGCAGCUACACAAAGCCAGAAGGAGCCAGAGGUGGAAGUACCGAGACAGGGAGGCCCAGCUCUGGAAGAACAUUCAGCUCUUGGCCCUCUCUCUCCUGGCCUCCAAGGACUGUUGGGUCUCCCAGCCUCUGGUCUAGCCUGGACAGGGGACAGCCCAUGACUGCAGCUCAGAGCAUGGAGAGAGUCCAAGCCUCCAGUCGUAGCAGUGAAAGACUGAGCAAAGCCAGUGCAGCGCUGUCCUCCUUCACCAGCAGACCUGCACUGCCCCACACAGUUUCACCCAUCCAUCUGACCACUCCUGCCCUCUUACUGCUGAUCUCCAACAGAAUCCCUGCCUACGAGCUUGUGCUGAGUGGUGUGAAAGCAGGAGUGGUUGUGGUUCUGUACGACCACAGAGGGACACUCUCAGCUCUGUUAACCCAGGUGGAGAGGGCUAUUUCUGGGCAGAGAGCUCAGAGACUGGGCCUACUAGCUCCAGGAGGAACGGAGGAAAUCCAUCUGCUUCACAGUAGUAGCCUGUCAGAGAGGACUCUACUGACCUCUAAACAUAGAGAAUUCUGGGAAAAGCUGGGUGGCUGGGUGGCACCAACUGAGGAAGGAGGAGGGAUUGACAUCUUCACCCCAUUGGCUGCAUCUGCAUCAGGAGUGAGUCUCAUCCAGACUCUCUCUACUCUGACUGGUCUGGAGGUUAGGGCGCCAAUGGGUCUUGCCACCGGAAGUUUCCAGAACAUUCUGAGUGAGUGGUCUGAUGGCAGUAUGGGCACCGGACUCUUGAACCAGCAACCAGCAGCCCCGGCACUGCAGUUUGUGUGUGAGAGUGUACUACAGGGCUGGUGUAGACAGGCUCAGUGGAUGGACGAGGCUCUGGAGGAGCUGAGGGGCUGCCUGGGGACACAGCUACAGCGACUCAGCCUCCAGGCCAGGGGCCGAGCUUUGGGUCACUUUCUGUGCGAGAAAAUCUGCCUUGAGGAGCUUUGUGUGUCCGAAGAUCUGAAUGCGGCUCUGACUGAGGGACUUACUGCUCUCACAAGACAGGGAGAGGUGGAGAGAACUACCAGACCUCUGGAGUUUCUUGCCAUUUUCCUGACAAAAUGGACGAAGGAGGGAGAAGAGUGUAGUGGAGGGGAAAAGUGGAUAAACGAAGGAGCAGAUGAUUUCUCCUCAACACCACAUAGCUCACAGAAAUGCGUCGGCCUGAUACCUGAGCUACCACAGACAGCGUUGGAUUGGAGAGGUGCAGCUGCCAGAGAGCUCCACCACAGCGAGUGUCUUUAUCUGGGGAGACUGGGCGCUGUGCUGAAGGUGUACCAAGAGCCUCUUACAGCAGCUCUUAACUCCAACAGAGCUAUCCUCAGCUACGCUGACAUCCAAAUUGUCCUCAGCCCUGUCACACAAAUACUGGAGCUCAACAGGGUGUUUCAGAUAGAUUUAGAAGCCAGGCUGCAGCAGUGGGGUGCAGAGCAGUGUGUUGGAGAUGUGUUUGUAAAACUGUGCUCAAAACUCCGAGUCUACACCAACUACCUCAACAACUACACCACUGCCCUCCGUACCAUCGACAAGUGCAGAGAGACGAAGCCUCCAUUUAGGGCUUUCCUGAAGAGAGCAGACAGAACUCUUGCAACUCACAUGCUGAGCCUGCAGGAGCUGCUGCUGUGUCCAGUGUGGAGAAUACAGGAGUAUGUGACUCUGCUUCAAGCUCUGUCUUUCCACACACACACCGGUCACCCGGACCACACACACCUGUCCUCUGCCCUCAACACACUGCUGAGAUUCAGAGAAUUCAUACAGAAGUUAAAGCGAAACUCAGAGAGAGACAGGCUGAUAGAGGAAACGCAGCAGAUGAUCCAAGGCUGUCCGAACCUCCAUGAAGGGAACAGGCAGCUGAUAAUAACUCAGGAUGCUGCUUUGCUCAGGAGCCCUGAUGGACAGAUUCCAGACUCGCUCAGGACCUAUGAGCAGGUGUCUGACGUGGGUCUGUUCCUGUUUAACGACGCUUUGGUGCUGACGCGGCGAAAUGUACAUCACACGCCGUUCACGUUGGCUCACCAGAGCACACACACUUUCCUGGCCUCUGUGGCUCUCGCCAGCCUCGCUGUCAGAGAGAUCACACAUACACACUAUGUGUGCCAUGCCUUUGUCCUGGAGGGUCCUUGUCGUUCCUGGGUUUGUGCCACUGAAAGAGGCGAGGACAAAGAGCACUUCCUGUCUGUGCUGCGUUCAGCCAUAAACUCUGCUCUGACAGGACAUCAUUGACGGCACCUUGACGACACAGCGGCAAGACAAGAGGAGGUUUGGACACCACUGUUGGCCUUUGAAAAAGUUUCUUAAAAAUCCAGGAAAUCUUAAAAUGCAAUUAUUUUUCCAAGCCACGAUAAG
Messenger RNA from Sander lucioperca (pikeperch), 3268 nucleotides. RefSeq names its product epithelial cell-transforming sequence 2 oncogene-like. The record is from RefSeq and is a predicted model, not a curated record. Gene Ontology annotation, molecular function: protein binding; guanyl-nucleotide exchange factor activity. NCBI's taxonomy places the organism in Eukaryota, Metazoa, Chordata, Actinopteri, Perciformes, Percidae. The transcript has 21 exons. The coding region runs from base 182 to 3145 and encodes 987 amino acids.